Symbiodinium sp. CCMP2456 is the source of this 975-nucleotide messenger RNA. The record is from the annotation of a GenBank genome assembly. NCBI's taxonomy places the organism in Eukaryota, Dinophyceae, Suessiales, Symbiodiniaceae.
AUGGUUUCCAGGUUUAUCGGGCGCCGACAGGCUGCAGUCAAGGCGGCUGCUGUGCCAGAAGCAGAAGCUCCUCUGGUCUCACCAGCAUCCAGUCCGUCUGGGCUCCAUGAGCUCUUAGAGGUUCACAAAGAUAGGCCUCCAAGAUGCAGAGUAGAGGUGGCAACGCAUACAGCAAAGAACUGGGGCGGCAGGCACGAAAACGAGGAUCGAUGCAUGGCAGUUCACGACUGCCUGAGCGAUUCUCGCAUUCCGUUUCACACAGUUGGCGUCCUAGACGGUCACGACACGGACUCCGCAUCCGACUUGGUUGCGAAAUUGCUUCCAGUCGCUGUCGGCAGGCGGAUGAAGGAUGGUCUUUCAAUCAGCCAGGCUUACCUGGAAGCAAUGGCUGAGAUGGAAGACCGACUCAAACGUGAGCAUGCAACUGCUGGCACGUGUGUCAACAGCUGCACGAUCGCUGCAGGCCGGGUUUGGUGCGCUAACCUUGGCGACUGCCGCGCAGCUCUCGUGCUGCUGGAGGCAAGUGCCACGGCAAGUGGCGCAGCCAAGGCUGAAGUCCUCAUGUGGCUGUCUCGCGACCACAAGGCCAGCUGCCCGAUAGAGCAGAAGCGAAUCGAGGCGGUCGGCGGAGCGGUCAUAGACGGAAGAGUCGAGGGCUUGGAACCUUCCAGGACCCUUGGCGACUUCGACGUAAAAAUGACAGUGAAGCCAGGGGUAAUCUCCAUCGUGCCUGAGGUGCGAAGUGUGGAGGUUGACGCUGGCUCCACGGCCAGUGGCCGCCGUGGGAUUUUAAUGUGUGCCACCGAUGGCGUUUGGGACGUGAUGACCGGGCAGGACCUGUGCAAGUUGAUACAAGCAAGAAAGGACGGGAUGAGUGGCGUUGGUUGCAGUGAGCCUUUUGCACUCGUACCUAGCUCAAGCCCACGAUCGCCUGCUGCGAAGAAGCAGCGCGGGAUCCCAUCUCCAAACCCCUGA